UUCGGGUAUCGUAUCUAGGGAGCUUGGCAAUGAAGUUCAUCCGAUUAUAUACCCACUCCUUUGUUACCUCUCACUCCCUCUUUUGACCGUGCGCCAUGGCGGGGACCAUCGUACUCGUCGUCGUCGUCGUCGUCGUCGUCCCCGUCCUCCUAACUCCGACGCUCCUCCGCGCGGCUCCAUCUCACCCUGCCUUCGCCGACGAUCCAGCGCCGCUCCGCCGCGAGGAGUACGAAGGCGGGCGCAUCGUGGACAUCAGCCACGCGUACCGUCCGGACAUGCCCGAGUGGGAGUCGGCGCGCGGCAUCGGCCGCUUCCUCUGGCUCCGCCGCGCCAUGGCCAAUGGCUCCCUCGCCAACUUCUCCGAGCUCAAGCUCCCCACCCACACCGGCACCCACGUCGACGCCCCGGGCCACUUCUACCACCACUACUUCCUCGCCGGCUUCGACGUCGACACCCUCGACCUCGCCGUCCUCAACGGUCCAGCAUUGUUAGUUGAUGUUCCGAGAGAUAAGAACAUAACAGCUGAGGUAAUGGAAUCUCUGCAAAUUCCCAGAGGGGUUCGUCGAGUGCUUUUCAGGACACUAAAUAUGACCGGUAACAAAUAGUAUCAGUUUCUUUUC
Messenger RNA from Ananas comosus (pineapple), 620 nucleotides. RefSeq names its product kynurenine formamidase-like. The record is from RefSeq and is a predicted model, not a curated record. The transcript has 3 exons. The coding region runs from base 96 to 605 and encodes 169 amino acids. Lineage: Eukaryota; Viridiplantae; Streptophyta; Magnoliopsida; Poales; Bromeliaceae. Gene Ontology annotation, molecular function: arylformamidase activity.